AUGUCUUCGAAUUCUGUUACUCCUGAGUUUGCUGAGUUCAUCAAUGCUCUUCGGUCUCCUGAUAAUGCAGUCCGUGAUAAUGUGAUUGACCAGUUCUUUAAUAUUAUUUCCUCCACCACGGAUUCCUCGGUGAAAUCGUUCGUUGUUGUCAUUCUUCGCAAGUUACACAGAAAGCUUGGAGCCAGCUCGAUGACCAGAAGAAAGGCCAAAGUAUUGCUUCCUCUGUUAUUCUCCCUAGUUUUAUCCUUCCUACCCCAGUUGUUCCAAGUGGAGAACGAUGGUCGCGUUCGCCACAAUCUCUGUGACCUAAUUUCCCAAGUGAGCAGUCUGGAGCCCGAGUGGCCGGCAUUGUUCCCCUUCGUUCUCUCUGCCUGCUCCCAGGAAUCCGAAGUCCGCGUGGAAGGCCUGUACCUCCUCGGCGAGCUGAGCGAAAGCAACGAAUCCCUCGUCGCUGAGCACAUCACGGAGAUCGUCUCCAUUCUGAGCGGCUCGCUGCAGAGUUCGAAUCUCGCCUUCCAAGUCGCUGCGGCCCGCACGACGAUGAAGAUCAUGACCGAAAUGGAGGUCGAGAACGUGGUUUCCACGUUCGUCAGCGCUCUCCCCGCGGUGAUCAACACGGUGCAGCUGGUGCUGAACGCGCAGGAUGAAGAUUCGCUGCAGUCGCUGCUGGAGGACCUGGUGAAUUGUGCGAGGUGGGAGCAGCGCGGUCCCGUGAUCUGCGACUUUGCUCGGCAGCUGGUGGGUCCGAUCGUGGAGAUGUGUCUGGCGAUCGCCGGGAACGAGUCGUUCUUCACGGGAACGCGGUCGCUGGCGGCGAACAUCGUGUCGUCGAUCGCGGAGGAGAACGGCGGAUUCUUCCGGAAGAACGCAGGCGCGAUCACGAAGUACCUGGAGAUCGCCGUGCAGAUGAUCAGCGACAUCAGCGACGACGCGUCCUGGGAGCAGGGCGUGUUCGGCGACGAGGACGAGCUCUCGGAGGACAACAGCAGUCCCCAUGUGGCCGGAAUUAUGAUGGUGGCCAACCUCGCGGACGCGCUGCACGCCGCGGCGUACAAGCCCGCCACGCAGCUGAUGACGCAGUGCAGCCGGUCGGAGAACUGGAAGAUCCGCCGCGCGACGUACGUGCUGAUCUGCCACAUCGCGGACGGCUGCAAGAAGCAGGUGGAGGCGAAUCUGCCGUGGAUUACGACGAUGAUGCUGAACGGACUGAACGACGGUCGGGCGCAUCCGCGCGUUGUGUUCGUGGCGCUGCAGGCGAUCGCUUACGUGUCGGUGGCGCUGCCGGUGACGUUCCAGAAGAAGUGCGGCGCGCAGGUGCUGCAGAGCGUGCUGCAGCUGGUGCAGAAGAACCCGUGCCUGCGCGUGCAGGCGAUCGCGGCGUCCUGCGUGGGACAGUUCUGCUCGUGCGAGAUGAUCAGCAAGAAGAUCUUCAAGAACGUGCUGGAGCCGCUGACGCAGUGGAUGUACAGUCUGUGCUCGGUGAAGUAG
Messenger RNA from Blastocystis hominis, 1488 nucleotides. RefSeq lists its product as hypothetical. The record is from RefSeq and is a predicted model, not a curated record. Gene Ontology annotation, cellular component: nucleus; cytoplasm. Lineage: Eukaryota; Bigyra; Opalinata; Blastocystidae. Gene Ontology annotation, biological process: protein import into nucleus. Gene Ontology annotation, molecular function: nuclear import signal receptor activity.